GUCAGUCAGAUGACCUGUGCUGGGGGAGCUGCGGUGGAGCUGCUGAUCGUUCAGGAUGGAUUUCUCUCCGGUUUUUGUCGCUUUUGCUGCUUUAGCGAGUUCAUUGUCGGGUGUGCUGGGAGAUCAGCUGACUGUGCUGCGCAGCCCCCAGUAUGUGACCUUCAGGGAGGGCCAGUGGCCGCUGGCCGGGGAGAAGGUUCCUGAUCUGGUGGCCCUGACCAUGGGCUUCUCUGUUCAGGAGGAUCUUGACUGGCCAGGCCUGGGAGCAGGUUCCCUGUUCCAGCGUCCUCGGGCUAAUGCUCUAAUCGCAGUGCGUGGCGUCAGCAGUCUGGAUCUGCCUUCAAACACCUCCUCUUACCCCCUGGAAAAUCCCGUACCCUUUACUCUGGACAGUGUAGCGAACACCAUCCACACCCUGUUCGCUGAGAGCACCCCUGUGGUUCUACAGCUCGCCCCCAGCGAGGAGAGGCUGUACAUGAUGGGCAUGGCAAACACUGUGUUUGAGGACCUGCCCGUGACCCUUCAGCAGAUCAGAGCUCGUCUGUCACAGGAAGGAUCAGUUCUACACUCCCUUCCCCUGCACUCACUCAACCGAAACAGCGAGGCUGAUCUGCUUUUCCUCUCUGAGGUUCAAGUGUUGCAUGACAUCUCAGCCCUGCUUCUGAGGCAUAAGCACUUGGCCAAGGACCAGGCUCCUGACCUGUUCUCCCUGGAGCUGGCCGGCUUGGAGGAAAUCUCCCGACGCUACGGCAGCGACUCUCCCCAGUUCCAGGAUGCCAGCAAGAUUCUGGCCUCUGCUCUGCAGAAGUUCGCUGAUGAUGUCUACAGUGUUUACAGCAACAACGCAGUGGUGGAGGUGGUGACCGUAAAGACGUUUGAGGCUCCUCUCACUAGGAAAUCCCGCUCAAUCCUGGAGAGCAAGCAGAUCAGCAACCCUGGAAGCCCCUAUAACCUGGCCUACAAGUACAACUAUGAGUAUGCGGUGAUCUUCAACAUCGUGCUGUGGCUCAUGAUCGCUCUGGCCCUGGCCGUCAUCGCCAUCGCCUACAACCUGUGGAACAUGGACCCCGGCUACGACAGCAUCAUCUACAGGAUGACCAACCAGAAGAUCCGAAUGGACUAACUUGGAGUUUUCUCCUUUGUAUUUGUGCUCCAUUCCAUAUUGUGAUGUAUGUAUGUAUGUGUGUAUGUAUGUGUAUAUAUUGUAUGGACAAAAGUACUGGGACACACUUUACAGUCCCAUGCUGGAAUUUAUUAAAAAUUGUCCAAUAACAUAAACUUCUGAGGAGUAUAGUGCAGAACAAUAUCCAAACUAUUUUCUGCAGAGCUCCACAUCUGCUGUUAGAGCUGCAUAGGGGGACCGACUCCACACUGAUGGUUAUGGGUUUCGAAUAGAAUGUCAGAAAAACUCCUCUAGGCGUAAUGUUUUGGUGUCCCAAUACUUCUGUCCAUAUAGUGUAUGAGUGUGUCUUAUUCAUUCAUUCAUUCAUAGCAGUGGUUUGCCCUGCUGGUUCCUGCACAUUUCAGUGGUUUCCUUCUCUAUCAGACCACCUUCAAUCGAGAAAGGACUUAUUACGGUUCUAACCCUGUGGGCUCCACAAACUUACUCGCUGUCUUGAUGUUUUUAUUAAUAUCUGUGGGUUAUUAAAGCUCAGAUAUAAAGUUGAGGCACAUCCUGAAUCAGUAGAGUGUGCCCUUUCAUUUCUUUCUUGUGGUUAGACUAGAUGAUGCUCACAUCCGGAGUUACAAGGUUAUAAAAAAAUAUUGAGGUUAACAUUAUGCCCAAACACCUGAUAUUGAUGCAUGAUGCUUUGCUUUAGAAGCAAAUUUAAUUUCAGCAAGGAGUGUCAUUAUAAGUUAGGUUUCAAAUUGUCAUUUUCAGAAAUUUUAUUGCAAUAAAAUAAAGAUAAUAAAAAAAAGAUAACAGAACAAUAAUGCAAUCACACUCUCUUAAAAUAUUGAGUGUUUAUUAUUAUUAUUUCAGGAGAUUUUGACAGGAUUUGUACCGUCUAUCUGCCUAUAAUUUGCAGCACAUUGUAAAAUGCCUAGUCCAUUUAAAAGCAAUUGGCACUCUUGAGAUCAGUAAAAUGACUGUAUAUUUCACAGCGAUAUUAUGUCGAAAACAUAAUUAUUGUCAUAAUUUAUGCCAGUUUGGCAUACUGCAGUUAUUAAUUCCAGUAACUCCACAGUUACAAAAUAACAUUUCUUAGACAGAAAAAGACAGGAAUUCAGGUAAAAAACAGCUAAAGUAUUUUUUUCCCAUUUUUUCCAACAUACCAUUGAGUUUGAGAGUUUGUGAGUCAGAUAAUUGAGUUAAUGAUCAGAUUAUCUGCAUCUAGUGUGUUUGGAGCAAUGUGAACACUAAAAUGUGCAGGGCAGGGGGUUCUCCAGGACCUGGGUUGGGAACCACUGGUUCAUACGAUCGCGGGUUGAACCCUCAGAGAGUGUACGCCUCUGAAACGUGUUGUGCAAAGACUUAAUCUCUCACGUUGUAAAUGUUAAAUGAAUAUAUAAUAAUUGAAGUAUAUUUAUUGAUGCCUGCUGUUCGGUAGAGUUUAGAGACCAGCUGAUUCGGGGGUUAAAUUAAUUUAUUUCACCACUCUUAAAUGCUAGCUUCUCUGAAAAUGAAUGGAAGGUCAUAAUAUAUUAUAAAUGUUGAUGUGCUCAGGCUAAAGCUAAUUGGUCCCCACUUACUUUCAUUCAUUUUUAGCUUUACGAUUAGCAUUACUGGAUGAUGAAAUGCCAGAUAUUGGAUGUAAAUAAGAUCACCAUCGUUGUAUUUCUGGCUGAGUGAAAACUGUACAGGCUUACUUUGUCAUGCUACAUGAUAUUUGUGAUUGUGUUUUGUUGUUGUUGAUGUUUUUCAUGUGUUCCUCAUCGAUCUACAAACUGAAAUCCAGCGUUAUUUAUUGUGUUGAUUUGUUUGUUGUUUUAAUUCCUGAUACACUGGACGUGCAGUAUAAUAAUGACCAUGGUACAGAUCUCGUCAGAUAUGUAAAGUUGAUGUGCUAAUAAAAGAAAAAGAACUAUAAACUAUUGUGGGAGCAACCAGUCUGCAAUUGCUGCACUAUCAUUUGUGUCCUGAAUAAAUAAAGGUUUAUUCCAAAUUAAAGAAAACAAACUGUUUACUUCA
Astyanax mexicanus (Mexican tetra) is the source of this 3133-nucleotide messenger RNA. It is a transcript of the gene atp6ap2, whose product is annotated as ATPase H+ transporting accessory protein 2. Bases 56 to 1123 code for a protein of 355 amino acids. Gene Ontology annotation, cellular component: membrane; external side of plasma membrane. The transcript is spliced from 9 exons. Gene Ontology annotation, biological process: positive regulation of Wnt signaling pathway. NCBI's taxonomy places the organism in Eukaryota, Metazoa, Chordata, Actinopteri, Characiformes, Acestrorhamphidae. The record is from RefSeq and is a predicted model, not a curated record. Gene Ontology annotation, molecular function: signaling receptor activity.